AUGUCUGUGUCUGCGCCGCGUUUAUCUCAGAAUGCGGAGGCGGCGCGCGCUGCUGCUGCACAGGCAGAAUUUAACGAGAAGAAAUGGGUGUGGGUUCCUGACGAGAAGGACGGCUAUCUCGCGGGUUGGGUGGUGAGCGAGGAAGAUGAAGUGGGGGAGGUCAUGAUGCAUUCUGGUGAUGUCCGAAGGCUACCGUUAUACGCCCUAUCAAAGAUGAAUCCCCCCAAGUUCGACCGCGUCGAUGAUAUUGCGGAUCUUACGUUCUUGAACGAAGCCAGUGUUGUGCAUAAUCUCAGAUUAAGGUACGGCUCGGGAGCCAUUUAUACAUAUUCCGGUCUAUUCUUAGUGGCCAUCAAUCCUUACCAGUCCCUCCCCCUCUAUUCAGAUUCUAUCAUACAACAAUACCGGUCCAAACGACGCGACGAGAACCCUCCACAUAUCUUCGCCAUCGCCGAGCGUGCAUGGGUCAACAUGGGGGAUGAACGGGAGAAUCAGAGUAUCCUCAUUACUGGAGAAUCUGGUGCAGGUAAGACAGAAAGCACGAAGAAAGUGAUCCAAUAUCUUGCAGCUAUAGCUACCGAUACCCAUCAUCCACCGUCAUCUCAUGCACAUACCCAAUCCUUGUCCUCAUCCUCGUCAUUUGGAGCCGUCAUGCCGGCAGCCGGUCUCCCUCGUAAACAAUCCGCCCGUCACAAGCCGCAUCAAUCGAUGUCCAUUUCGAGUCCGGGCUCUCAUCUCACAUCGAAGGGCCGACUUGGCCUCCUUGAGCGUCAAAUCCUUCAAGCCAAUCCUAUUCUGGAAGCUUUUGGUAACGCGCAGACGCAGCGAAACAACAAUUCGAGUCGGUUUGGAAAAUUCGUCAGGAUCAGCUUCUCGCCGGAUGGUAGCAUCGCAGGCGCCAAUAUUGACUGGUAUCUUCUGGAGAAGAGCAGAGUUGUCUUCAGGAGCGAGGCUGAGAGGAGUUUUCAUGUUUUUUAUCAGCUAUUGGAAGGAGGGGGCGCGCUCAAAGAGUCUCUUCUACUUGACGGUGGAGUAGAGGACUACGAAUACCUGAACAAGAGCAGGAGGGAGGUCGACGGUAUCGACGACCAUGAGGAAUGGCAUGUAUUGAAGAAUGCUUUUGAAGUCAUGGGAUUCUCCUCUGCCGAACAAUCCGACCUUUUCCGCAUCGUUGCCGCCAUUCUGCACCUCGGCAACAUCACCAUCACGUCCACCCGCGCAGAUGAUGCCCUUAUGCCUGAUCCCUCACAAGCCGAACGCGUCUGUCACCUUCUUGGCAUACCUAUCGCUGAGUUCACUCGAGCUGUCCUACGGCCCCGAGUUCUCGCCGGGCGAGAGUGGGUGACCCAGGCAAGAACCCGUCAACAGGCCAUUGAGGAGAUAGCAUCAUUGUCGAAGACGCUCUACGAGAAGUCUUUCGGCUCGUUGGUCGAUCGGAUCAAUCGUGCCCUCGACAGGCCAUCCUCCAAGUCCAAUUUCAUUGGUGUCCUGGAUAUUGCUGGCUUCGAAAUCUUCGAGGUCAACGCGUAUGAGCAGCUUCUCAUCAACUACACCAAUGAGAAGCUGCAACAAUUCUUCAACCACCACAUGUUCGUUCUCGAGCAGGAAGAGUACACGAGGGAAGGCAUUGAGUGGGAUUAUGUCAACUUUGGGCUGGAUCUGCAGCCUACUAUCGAGCUCAUCGAAGGAAGCGGAGGUGCCAUUGGGGUGCUCAGUCUCCUCGACGAAGAGUGCAUCAUGCCUCGAGCGACAGACCUGACUUUCACAAAUAAGCUGCAUAACCUAUGGAGUGGCGAGCCGCCAGCUGGCGAGGAGCCUCACCCAGGGCGGGAGAAAUACGAGCCCUCGCGGUUCGACCAAGGGUUCAUCGUUCAUCAUUAUGCGGGCAAGGUCGAGUACAGGACCGAUAGCUGGCUGGACAAGAACAAAGAUCCGUUGAACGACAACUUAACUCGGGUUUUGGCCUCGUCGUCGGAGCGAUAUGUUGCCUCCCUGUUCGCUGAAUUCGCCGACGUCCCAGCGUUUCCCCCCAUUGGAAGCGUGACGGCCACAAUGGGCAAAAAGCGAACAAUGAAGAAGGGUGCCUUCCGUACCGUCGGCCAGCGACACAAGGAACAGCUCUCCAGCUUGAUGGCUCAGCUCUAUGCGACUCAGCCUCACUUCAUACGUUGUAUUGUCCCAAAUGCCAACAAGAAACCCGGACGCUUUGAUGUCCCCAUCGUGCUCGAUCAACUGCGGUGUAACGGUGUCCUCGAAGGUAUCCGUAUCGCUCGUCGCGGUUAUCCAAACCGAUUGCCAUUCGUCGAAUUCCGACAACGCUAUGAAGUCCUGACACCUGGCAUAAUACCCCGUGGCUAUAUGGACGGAAGGAAGGCCUGCUCACGCAUGGUCGCCGCCUUAGAACUCGACGAGUCGAUUUUCAAGAUUGGCACGUCCAAGGUCUUUUUCAGAGCCGGUGUCCUCGCCGAACUCGAAGAGCGUCGUGACGCGCUGUUAUUUGACAUUUUCUCUAGGCUGCAGGCCGUAGCGCGUAUGUAUACAGCCCGCAGGCAGAUGAAGAAGAUAUUCAAUCGCGCCGUUGCAAUUCGUACUAUCCAGCGUAAUGCCCGGAUUUAUACGGAACUGCGGGAGUGGCCCUGGUGGCAGCUGUAUACCAAGAUCCGUCCUCUUCUUGCCGCUACUCGCAAUGACGAUGAGCUUCGGAAAAAGGAAACCGAGCUAGCUCUGGCUAAAGAGCGCGCAGAGCGUGAUGCGAAAGAGAAGGAGGCCUUGGAAAGUCUUAAGAUGCGUCUUGAGGCUGACAAACGCAAAGUGGAAGACGCUUUAGAAGCUGAGAGGAACCUCGCUGUCGACAAGGAUGCCUUGCUAGAACGAAGCAAGAAGCGAGAGUUGGAACUAGAGGAGGAGGUUGUAGCCCUCCAGUCGGACCUUGAUACCCUUGAUUCGCAACUUGAUCGUGCGCUCAAGAUUCAGAAGGAGAGCGAGGAGAAACACGAGACACUGCGCGUGGCCUUCGAUCAGGCUGCCGAGCAUUUAGUGCGCCUUGAGCACGAGCAGCAGGAGUGGGAAGCUCGGGAGGCGGAGCUUACGGAGCAGCUUGGCGAUUUCGAUGUUGAGCUCGAGGCGCUGAGAGGCGAGAAAGAGGGGCUUCAGAAGGAAAGCGAGGAGCUGAAACAACUUGUAGCUGAGCGCGAGGAGGACCUUGACCGCGUCAAAGAGCGUAUGGAAACCACCAUAACCGAUCUCGAAGGAAAGUUGACUGUUGAAAUGAGAAAUCGGGAUUCCUUGAGGAGUCGAGUAGAUACUCUGGAACAAGAAGCUAGACAGUCGAAGGAACAGCUCGUAGAGAUGGCACGUACCGCUACCGAUUAUUCCACCAUCAUCCAACGCAAGGAAGAGGACAUCGCCCGUCAUACCAUUGAACUCGAGUCUAUCAGGACUGACCGCGACCGCAUUUCCAAGGAGAUCAUCUCUCUCCAGGUUCAGAUCGAGACGCAAACUGCGGAGUUACAGGCCCAGAAGGAUGAGAAAGACAGGGACUCAGCCGCUCAGACUAAACUUCAGGAAGAGUUGGAUGAACUGCGCACCCUCAUGGAGGCUAAGACGAGUGAAGAGACCCGCCGUAGCGAGGUCGAGAAGCGGAAGGAAGAAGAACUGGUUGAUCUGCGCGGACAAGUGGCAACUUUGCAGCAGGAACUCAGCGAGGCUCGACGAGUGGCCCUGGACAUCCAAAACAGGAUGAAGGUGGACCUCGAAACGUCCACACGCGAACACAAUUCUCUAUUGCAAAGCCAUCGCUCUCUUUCGGACCGGAUGCAGGCUACUGAUUCCAAGUUUAAGAAAGCGGAAGCUGCUCUGUCUGAAGCAGAGAAAGCGAAGCGAUCUGCAGAGUCUGAACUCCAGUCACUCAGAUCUCGACAGAUUGAUGCUGAUGGAACUUUGGCAGAGGCUGAGAAGGAAAAGGAGAACUUGAAGCGCCAGUUGACCGCGGCUCAGGCCAAGUAUCGGGACUUUGAAGACACUACACUUGAGUUGGAGCGGGAGAAAAACGCCCAGGAUCGUCAACUGGAAACUCUCAAAAAACAACUCGAAGCCGAGACAACCAAGCGUUCUCAGCUCGAGAAGCUUGCUUCUGGUCAGAAAGCAGAAAUCAUUCAGCUCAAGGACCGCAAUGUCAAGUUCGACCGCGAACUCAACAAGGUUUUAACGGACUUGAAAAACCGCGAGUGGGAAGUCAAGCAGCUGGAAUCUAAGCAGGAUAAGACCAUCGUGGAGCACGUUCACGUACUCGAAGAGGCCAAGCGGGUCACAGAUCGUCAACUCCAGGAUGCUCAGAAGGAGCUGCAGAAAAAUGCGGUCUACAUUCGCUCACUCGAAAAGGUUAAGGCCAGGCUUACAGGCGAGGCCGAGGAUUUCAUCCGCGAAACGGAGCGUGAGCACGUCGAGCUUCGUGCGAAGGAAAAAAUUGCUCGAACUGCAGAAGAAAAAGCCAACCGAGCUUUGAUGGAGGCUGAGAACGAACGGAAAGGCAGGGAGGCUGCCGAGACGCACAUUCGGAAAUUGCAGUCCGAGGUUCAAAACGCCCACGACCAGAUUGCCGAUGUCACCCAGCAAUUCAUGUCCAUACAGCGGUCCAAGGACAACCUCGAGACGGAGCUCGCGCGACUCGCAGACGAAACAGAAGCUCCUAACUCGAUGGCAAAGAUGCAACGCCAGUAUGAGUCCCGCAUUUCCCAACUGCAAAACCAGCUGGAAGAAGCUGAGACGACAAGAGUAACUGCAACUAAGAUCCGAGAGCAGGUCGAGCGUCAGCAUGCAGAGAUCCGCCGAUUGAUCAUGAGCAAUGGAUCCGACCAUGAGCCGUUCCGUGCACGGCUCCUCCAGGAGCUCCAGCUGGCUGAGAACGCGAUGGAAAAGGAAUUAUCCUCUCGUUCUCAGCGGCACUCCAACAACAACUCCGAUAUUCAGACCUUGGCUGACAGUCCACAGCGCAAACGCAUUCCAUCGGGUUCGAAUGGCAUCAUGAGGACCCGCAAGGAUUCUUCUCACUCAGAGUCCCCUAGGAAAAAUGAUGGGCAGGUCAACGCUCUGAAGCAGCAGGUACAGGUUCUCGAGCUCAAGAUGGCUGCUUCAGAUCGCGUCCGUCAACAUCUGGAGGUGUCCUUGAGGGAACUUACCGCCGAGCUGGAUAGUAGUGAUGGGUCCGUACAAUCUUUGCAACAAUAUCGAGGUCGGCUCGCGAAAGAAAAUGGACGCCUAGCUGAACUACUCGAAGACGAGGCGGAGGCACGUCGACAUGCAGAAGCUGCGCAGCUAACAGGUAUUCAGGAAGUAUGGAAUAAGUUCCAGAACACCAUUGCAGCCGAACGCGAGAGCUAUGCGCGGCUAGAGGAGUCGCGCAAAGCACUGGUUAUUCAACAACGCGGUGCCCAGGUUGAGCUCGAAGACCACCGUCACCAAGUCCAAGAGCUUUCUCAGGCAAAGAAACAACUGCAAGCUGAUCUUGCGGACAUCAAAGACCGAUUGGAAGGCGAACUCGUGGCAAAGAAUGAGGAGAUUAAUUCCAAGCGUCAGUUGCAAGCACGUUUGCAGGAACUCGAGAUCACUUCAGCAGGCUCUUCGACGGCGCAGUCGGAACUUCGCGAGGCCGUCGAAGCGUACAAGUCUAAAUCAGAAUCAUAUCGCAGUCGACUCGAAGUAGCUGAGAUCGAGAGAGUCAAAGUUGCCCGUGCCGAGGCCCUAUCACGACGGUCUCUAGCUGAUGUUGAAAAGGCUCACGCCCAAUUGACUGCUGAACGGAACACCAUUGAGCAAGCUCUAUCUCAAGCACAGGAAAAGAUCCACGAACUCGAGACCAGAAUUGAAGAGGAGUCCCGUGACUCGUCCGAUGGGCAGCUUCUUCGUCAACGGCUCAACGAGGAAAUGGACGACGAGCGCAAGCAACACCAGAAAGAUCUAGCCGAGCGAGACUUCACUGCUGACCAAACCCGGAAGAAGUACCAAGCGGAACUUGCACAACUUAGCGAAGAACUUCAAAGUCAACGCGACAGCAUGAGCAAGCUUCGCGAAGAAGUCAGAAAGGCGCGAUCUGACUACGAUGAACUUCAAUUACGCUAUGACGACGAGGUCUACAGUGGUGGAGCCUGGAAGAAGGAACGCGAGCGUCUAGAGACCAAGAUCAACGACAUCAGCAAGGCCUAUGAAUCUUCCGCAGCAGCCCAAAGCGAGCAGCAGUCCCAGAUCGUUGCGCUUCACUCACAAGUUCGCGAAUUGCGAAGUGUAUUGAACGACGCGGAAGCGGAUCGCGCUUUGCUACAGAAGGCACGCAGGUCUCUGCAGGCCGAGCUCGAAACCAUCAAGUUGGACACUGUCGAUACCAACAGAAUGACGUCCGAUCGGGAGUUACAGGCACUGCAGCUCAAGAAGCAGGACCUAGAACGUUCACUCGAGGAGCAGGCUGAUAGGGUGGAGAUGGCAUAUGACAGAAUGAAGAAAGCUGAGGGUCAUGCUCAAGAAUGUCAGGUAGAGUUAGGUAAGGUGCGUGUUGAGAACUCGGAAUUGGAUCGGCUCAACGCUACGCUCGAGAAGCAGAUCAAAGAGCUCAACGUCCGGAUCGUGGACUUAGAGACCAAGUCGUAUUCAAGAACGCCACAGUCAAACACCCCGUCAUCAAAUGCUGUUAUUCGUCGGCUCGAAAGUCGAGUCGAAGAGUUGACCACUCAACUCACUCAAGUUUCGAAAGACAAAAGUCGGGCAUCGCUAUCAAGAGAUCGGGACGCUAUAUUCAAAUUGGCUGAGAGCGAUCGAUUGAAGUCACGUUUAGAGGAAGAGAUCAAGUCUUACGAGGAGAAAGUGACGACUAUGCGAAAGGCUAUGGACGAGAUGCAAACGACUGAAGGGGAGCUUCAACUUGCCAAACGACGCGCUGAGCGCGAAGCUGCAGAUCUCAAGCAGAAGUCUCUAACCUUGGAGCGUCAAGUGGAGAGACUACGUGCAAGACUCGAUCGGCCCUCUUCAUCCAUGCGCGGCUCGCCCGUCGGUUCUCCAAGAAAGUUCGAAUCAUAG
Messenger RNA from Heterobasidion irregulare TC 32-1, 7065 nucleotides. RefSeq lists its product as uncharacterized. The record is from RefSeq and is a predicted model, not a curated record. The transcript is spliced from 17 exons. Gene Ontology annotation, molecular function: microfilament motor activity; actin filament binding; ATP binding. Gene Ontology annotation, cellular component: vesicle; myosin complex; cytoplasm. NCBI's taxonomy places the organism in Eukaryota, Fungi, Basidiomycota, Agaricomycetes, Russulales, Bondarzewiaceae. Gene Ontology annotation, biological process: actin filament organization; vesicle transport along actin filament. Bases 1 to 7065 code for a protein of 2354 amino acids.